AUGGAUCAAUCUCAGGCAAAGGCUCUUGCUUCGAUCCAACCUUUUAUUCACCUUGCUACGACCACCAAGACCCCAUCACCCCGCCUCAUCGCUGAACUGAUCAAGGGAGCAAUCUCCGCUCCGGGGGCCUACAUUUUCACCGAGUUACUUCAACUGCCAGUUGUCCAGGGUUUGAGGGCCACUGAAUCAGAGCCAUGGUUGACGUUGUUGGAGAUCUUCAGUUGGGGAACAUACGAGGAGUAUAAAGCCAACCCGUCUCUCCCACCUCUCGACGAAGCUCAAACCUUCAAGCUACGCCAACUCAGUCUCCUGACCCUGGCCUCACCGUUCGCUCCCACCACCAAAAACACAACAGCCAACACUUUGACAUAUAAUGGGCUUCUCUCUUCUCUCCUGCUUUCCGCUCCCCAAGAGCUAGAAUCCUUGAUAACACAAUCGAUCUACUCCGGUCUCCUCACCGCUCGUCUCAGUCCCACAUCCAGUCCGCCGACCGUACACAUUACGUCCGUCGCCCCUCUUCGCGAUUUGCGCCCUCAAUCCCUUCCCGCAUUGUUGCAGAUCCUACAGACAUGGGAAUCGCGCUGUUUCUCCGUCGUGAGCGACCUCGAAGCGCAAAUCACAGCAAUACGAGCGACAGCACAACAGAGAGCUGUACGCGAGAGGAAACGCCAGAAUGAGGUAGACUCGCUUGUCCUUAGUAAUGACAAGCAUCUCACAUCGAAUGACAAUGGUGUCCUGUCAGAUGUCAAAGGUGGAAACGCGCGCCCUGGUCGCAGCUCCGGCUCUGGUGCAGGGCAGCGUCCUCCUAGUAAGCGGGACCUCGAUCAGCAGAUGGAAGGCGAGGGCGACGACGAGGAUGACGAGUACGACGAAGGCAGGAUGGACGUGGACGAGGGUAUUGGUGAGGGCACAGGUGGCUUUAUAGGAUCUGGAUCCAGAGGCGGAGGAAGCGGGGGCUCAAGAGGUGCAAAGCGAAACCGUGGGCGAGGGUCGAAGUGA
Messenger RNA from Cladophialophora psammophila CBS 110553, 999 nucleotides. RefSeq lists its product as uncharacterized. The coding region runs from base 1 to 999 and encodes 332 amino acids. The record is from RefSeq and is a predicted model, not a curated record. The transcript is spliced from 2 exons. Gene Ontology annotation, cellular component: COP9 signalosome. Lineage: Eukaryota; Fungi; Ascomycota; Eurotiomycetes; Chaetothyriales; Herpotrichiellaceae.